CUUCCCAAAUUAUUCUGAUAUUCUAAUUGAAGCCCAAAUUCGAACGAUUUAAUUUUUAUUUCUCAGAUUAGUGCCAAUCAUUAUAUGUUUAUUUGGGAAUCCCUACCGGUGACAUAUCCGGAAGUCACUUCUCAGGGGCGUAACCGAACAGGUUGAAGAAAACACACACAGCGAAACAAGAUGGGUACGAAAGAUGAUGAGUACGAUUAUUUAUUCAAAGUUGUUCUCAUUGGAGACUCUGGUGUGGGCAAAAGUAACCUGCUAUCAAGAUUCACAAGGAAUGAGUUCAACUUAGAAAGCAAAAGCACAAUUGGUGUGGAAUUUGCCACGAGAAGCAUACAAGUGGACAACAAGACGAUAAAAGCACAGAUAUGGGACACAGCAGGUCAAGAAAGAUAUAGGGCAAUCACUAGUGCAUAUUACAGAGGGGCAGUAGGAGCAUUGCUUGUAUACGACAUUGCAAAGCAUCUAACAUACGAGAAUGUAGAACGAUGGCUCAAAGAGCUAAGAGACCAUGCAGAUAAUAAUAUUGUUAUAAUGUUAGUCGGCAACAAGAGUGAUCUGAGGCAUUUGAGGGCAGUACCAACAGAUGAAUCCAAAGUCUUUGCAGAAAGAAAUACUCUAUCCUUCAUAGAAACCUCAGCCUUGGAUUCAACAAAUGUAGAACAGGCCUUUGUUCAAAUUCUGACAGAAAUUUACAAGAUUGUGUCACAGAAGAAUAUCCGAGACGGUGGUAACGGGGAGGACUCGCCCAGCUCGGAUGUCAAGCCCAUCACCAUUCCACCCACACAUGGCUACACUGAACCUAACAAGAGGAAAUGCUGUCAAUCAUAAGGUCCAAUCUUCCUCGUCUUACAGGCUCAACACUAACAAACAGGGAGACUAUAAAGGAAAAAAGAAAAAAAAUAUUAAUGAAAGGAAAAUAAAUAUCGAGAAUAUUAUGUAAUUUUAUCUCCAUCUCUCUUAGUUAUUCUAUUUUGGCCGACUGUGUUGAGAUAGAUAUGAGUCGUAGGAAUAUUGUGGCAGAUUCGACCCUCUAUCUUUUGUACAAAUUUUUUUUUGGUGUGUGUGUAUAAUACAAAGAUUCUGUGAAGCUGUGCGGUAAGGAUGGCAGGAAACUAAACUUGUCUGUCAGUACUGCUGGUUGAGAAAAAAUAAAAUAAAAUCUAUUGUACAGAAGAUGAGAAAUGGCGGGAAGUCUUGCCUCUGCAGAUUAACUUGUAGCUACAUUGCUCUGAUUCUUAUACAAAGAUGUGUCAUGAUGGGAUGAGGAGAGACAGUCCCGAGUUUGAUUACAGAUGUUAUCAAGAACAUACUAUGCACAUAGCAUUUUAAGAAUAUCCUGCUAUUUUGAUGGAAUUGAAUAAAUACUCACCAGAGGGUCUUUAUCAUUUGCAGAGCAUUGUAGCUGUAAUACCUGUUAAAUAUUAAAGAAAAAUAGAUAUUUUACAUGAAGAAAAGAUGAAUGAUUUGUGUGGUAAUUAGAGGUGAAUGCAUUCCAUAGGAAUCUGUAGGCUGUAAAGUCUUAUCAAAUCCAAAUUGGCUGUAUAUGGAUACUAAAAUACUUUCUCUCACUCUCUCUACAAGGAAAUACUAACUCAUGGUUCUUUUUGUAAGUGCUGUAGUAGUUAGGUGGUUUCCUAGAAAUAGUGAAUUCAGAAAGUCUCCCGAAAGGGGGAUGGGUAUAACUUUCACAUAUUUACAGGUUGUAACAGCUUCUGAAAAUAAUACGUCUUUGUCAAAAUUUAAUUUUCUCAGAACGUAGAUAAGGGCGUACUUGCCAGCCAGCACUUCUCUUUGUAAUACCUAUAAGCACUAUACAUGUACAUGUAGCAUGCUGUAUGCUUUGGAGGGGGG
Messenger RNA from Strongylocentrotus purpuratus (purple sea urchin), 1857 nucleotides. RefSeq names its product rab11 GTPase homolog SUrab11p (gene rab11). The record is from RefSeq and is marked provisional. Gene Ontology annotation, molecular function: GTPase activity; GTP binding. Gene Ontology annotation, cellular component: recycling endosome. NCBI's taxonomy places the organism in Eukaryota, Metazoa, Echinodermata, Echinoidea, Camarodonta, Strongylocentrotidae. Gene Ontology annotation, biological process: exocytosis.